Molecule: messenger RNA, 3975 nt
Organism: Ricinus communis (castor bean)
Lineage: Eukaryota; Viridiplantae; Streptophyta; Magnoliopsida; Malpighiales; Euphorbiaceae
Product: leucine-rich repeat receptor-like serine/threonine-protein kinase RGI4
Exons: 2
Coding region: 449-3799 (1116 amino acids)
Biological process (GO): protein phosphorylation; hormone-mediated signaling pathway
Cellular component (GO): plasma membrane
Molecular function (GO): ATP binding; protein binding; protein kinase activity
Source: RefSeq, a predicted model, not a curated record
GAAGAUAGGCCGCGGAAAAAGAUAAAACAAAAAGCUUACACUGAAAAAGUAUAGACAAAACUCACUUGCCCACAGCCCACCCAUUCAAAUUAAAAUACAGUUAUCUUUCCUUCCCCCCACCCUUCCUCCACCAUAAACAAAUGCCUAAAACCACCCAUCUAAAAUUCCAUUACUCUCUGCACAAACAUCAUGGCCUAGCUGUUUCUUGGAUCCGGAGAUUCUGGGUUUCUUUCAAUUUGUUUAUAGCUAUCUAUACACAUCUAAUUUGAAAAAAGAAAAAACAAAAUUCAGAGAAAUAAAGGGUUUCUUUUUCUUUUCUUUUCUUUUUUCAAAAAAAAAAAAAAACAUAUAGCCCACAAGACAUGAUUUGGUUUCUCUCAUUGCCCCUCCCUAGGCUCAAACCCUUCUUUCCUGUUCCUCUCUCAUUGGAGUUUGUAGCAUAGCUGUAAUGCCUGUAAAUUCAUGGACCCUCUCCUCCUUCUUAGUCCUUUCUCUUGUUCUUCUAUUUCCUUUUCCUUUUACAUCUCUCGCCGUUAACCAACAAGGCGAAGCUCUUCUGUCAUGGAAGACCAGCUUGAAUGGAAUGCCACAAGUUUUGAGCAAUUGGGAGUCUAGUGACGAAACUCCUUGUAGGUGGUUUGGGAUCACUUGCAAUUACAAUAAUGAAGUUGUUUCAUUGGAUUUGAGAUAUGUUGAUUUGUUUGGAACAGUCCCCACCAAUUUUACUUCAUUGUACACCUUGAACAAGCUUACCUUAUCCGGAACCAACCUUACCGGUUCGAUCCCCAAAGAGAUUGCUGCUGCACUUCCUCAAUUGACUUACUUGGACUUGAGCGACAAUGCCUUAACAGGGGAAGUCCCAAGUGAGCUUUGUAACUUGUCCAAGCUCCAAGAACUCUAUCUCAACUCAAAUCAACUCACAGGCACAAUUCCAACCGAAAUUGGAAAUCUCACAAGCCUCAAAUGGAUGGUUCUCUACGACAAUCAACUUAGUGGGAGCAUACCGUACACCAUAGGCAAGUUAAAGAAUCUUGAAGUGAUAAGAGCAGGUGGCAACAAGAAUCUUGAAGGUCCAUUACCUCAAGAAAUUGGCAACUGCAGCAAUUUGGUGUUGUUAGGCCUAGCUGAAACAAGCAUUUCAGGUUUUCUCCCUCGAACUCUUGGCCUCUUAAAGAAACUCCAGACCAUUGCCAUUUACACAUCCCUGCUUUCAGGCCAAAUCCCACCAGAACUCGGUGAUUGCACCGAGCUCGAAGAUAUCUAUCUUUACGAAAACUCACUUACAGGAUCCAUCCCAAAAACAUUAGGCAAUCUUGGAAACCUCAAAAACCUAUUACUCUGGCAGAACAACUUGGUCGGCGUCAUUCCUCCAGAGCUAGGAAACUGCAAUCAAAUGUUAGUCAUCGACGUUUCCAUGAAUUCACUAACAGGAAACAUUCCUCAAUCAUUUGGCAAUCUGACCGAGCUCCAAGAACUCCAACUAAGCGUCAAUCAAAUCUCAGGAGAAAUUCCCACACGAUUAGGCAACUGCCGGAAGCUUACUCACAUCGAACUCGACAACAACCAAAUCAGCGGUGCAAUUCCUUCUGAAUUAGGCAACUUGUCAAACCUGACGCUACUGUUUCUUUGGCAGAACAAAAUUGAAGGAAAAAUACCAGCUUCCAUUUCCAACUGUCACAUUUUAGAGGCUAUUGAUUUGUCACAAAACAGCUUAAUGGGACCCAUUCCGGGAGGAAUAUUCGAGCUGAAGCUACUCAACAAACUUUUACUCCUCUCCAAUAACCUCUCAGGCGAAAUACCGCCCCAAAUUGGUAACUGCAAAUCUCUGGUUCGGUUUCGCGCCAACAACAACAAACUCGCAGGUUCAAUUCCAUCACAGAUUGGCAAUUUAAGGAAUUUGAACUUUUUAGAUCUCGGAUCUAACCGUCUCACUGGAGUUAUACCGGAGGAAAUCUCUGGUUGCCAGAAUCUCACUUUCUUGGAUUUGCAUUCAAAUUCAAUUUCUGGCAACUUGCCGCAAAGUCUAAACCAGCUUGUGUCGCUUCAAUUACUUGAUUUCUCAGAUAACUUGAUCCAGGGCACGUUAUGUUCAAGUAUUGGCUCCCUUACUUCACUCACAAAACUCAUUCUUUCCAAGAACCGGUUAUCAGGUCAGAUUCCGGUUCAACUCGGCUCAUGCUCCAAGUUACAGUUACUAGACCUGAGCAGCAAUCAGUUCUCAGGGAUAAUUCCGUCAAGUUUGGGCAAAAUACCGUCACUGGAAAUCGCAUUGAAUCUGAGCUGUAACCAACUCACUAAUGAGAUUCCGUCAGAGUUCGCGGCGUUAGAGAAGCUUGGAAUGCUUGAUCUCUCGCACAAUCAGCUCACUGGGGAUCUUACCUAUCUUGCAAACUUGCAAAAUCUCGUCCUCCUCAAUAUCUCGCACAAUAAUUUCUCUGGACGGGUGCCUGAAACGCCGUUCUUCUCGAAGCUUCCGCUCAGUGUUCUCGCUGGUAAUCCAGACCUUUGCUUCUCCGGCAAUCAAUGCGCCGGAGGAGGAAGCAGCAGCAAUGACAGGCGAAUGACUGCGGCGCGUAUAGCAAUGGUAGUGUUGCUAUGCACUGCGUGUGUGCUUCUCCUAGCAGCGCUCUACAUCGUCAUUGGAAGCAGAAAACGACAUCGUCACGCUGAGUGCGAUAUCGACGGCCGCGGCGACACCGACGUUGAGAUGGGACCACCGUGGGAAGUGACUCUGUAUCAGAAACUCGACUUGUCAAUUGCUGACGUAGCGCGAUCAUUAACAGCUAAUAACGUAAUUGGACGCGGUAGAUCCGGCGUCGUUUAUAGAGUUACUCUUCCAUCAGGUUUAACUGUGGCAGUUAAAAGAUUCAAGACAGGUGAAAAAUUCUCAGCAGCGGCAUUUUCGUCCGAGAUUGCGACAUUGGCGAGAAUUCGGCACCGAAAUAUCGUGCGAUUGUUGGGAUGGGGAGCGAACCGGAAAACGAAAUUAUUGUUUUAUGAUUACAUGAGUAAUGGGACGUUAGGAGGUCUGCUACAUGAUGGGAAUGCUGGAUUAGUAGAGUGGGAAACAAGGUUCAAGAUUGCAUUAGGCGUAGCUGAAGGAUUGGCAUAUUUACAUCAUGAUUGUGUACCGGCGAUUCUGCACCGAGAUGUUAAAGCUCAUAAUAUUUUGCUUGAUGACCGAUACGAGGCUUGUCUGGCUGAUUUCGGCUUGGCUAGAUUGGUUGAAGAUGAGAAUGGCUCGUUCUCGGCUAACCCUCAAUUUGCAGGGUCCUAUGGGUACAUUGCACCUGAAUAUGCAUGCAUGCUCAAGAUUACAGAGAAGAGUGAUGUUUAUAGCUACGGAGUGGUUCUUUUAGAGAUCAUAACAGGAAAGCAGCCAGUGGAUCCAUCGUUUGCCGAUGGGCAACAUGUAAUACAAUGGGUAAGAGAGCAGCUAAAGAGCAAUAAGGACCCAGUAGAGAUACUUGAUCCAAAACUACAAGGCCAUCCAGAUACACAAAUACAAGAAAUGCUACAAGCGCUUGGCAUCUCUCUACUUUGCACCAGCAAUCGAGCAGAGGAUCGCCCCACAAUGAAGGACGUGGCUGCGUUACUGAGAGAAAUUCGACACGAGCCUGCUACAGGAAGUGAGGCCCAAAAGCCGACCACAAAAUCUACCAAAACUACAGAAACUCCGGCGUCGUAUUCAUCAUCCUCUGUGACCCCAGCUCAGUUGCUAAUGCUUCAAGGGGGAUCUUCUCAUUGUUCACUUGCUUACUCAUCGUCAUCAGGCAGUUAUGUUUCAAAAAAUCAAUAACAAAUUUUAUUUGCUAUACCUGUACCUGUACGUAGAGGAGAGAAAAUUAUGAUCCUUCACAUGUAUAAAUAUAAUUUAGUUAGUUAGAGUAGGGUACACAAGAAAAAGAUGCCAGCAAUGUUGUUUUUUUCGAGUGAGAUGAUAAAUCAAGUAUAUAGUGAAUGGAGUUAUUUCCA